Molecule: messenger RNA, 1557 nt
Organism: Portunus trituberculatus (swimming crab)
Lineage: Eukaryota; Metazoa; Arthropoda; Malacostraca; Decapoda; Portunidae
Product: translocon-associated protein subunit alpha-like
Exons: 6
Coding region: 143-1021 (292 amino acids)
Cellular component (GO): endoplasmic reticulum; endoplasmic reticulum membrane
Source: RefSeq, a predicted model, not a curated record
GUCAGUAAAGGAAGACGUUAGGUGCGUGUGUUGGCAGCUGGCGUGUUCCACGUUGGUGCUACUCCCGCUGCCUUGCGUCUCUAGCUCUCGACGUCACUACUUUCCACAAUCUACAUUUCCUAUUUCAGAGAUCUUCUGCAGCAUGCUGGGUGGACUGAAAAGGCUGCUUUUCAUCCUUUUCCUGGUACUCCCAGUCAUUAUAUCUAUAACUAAUGGAGGACACAUGAAAGCUUGGGCACAUGAAGAUGAGGUGGAAGGUGAGGAGGAUGAACUUUCUGAUGAUGAUGAAGUAAAUGUUGAUGAUGGAACUGGUGGAGAGGUGGAGACAGCAGAUGGAGGUGAAGAGGAAGAAGAGGAAGAUGAAGAAGAAGCUGCUGCCAAAGGAUCACCAGAUGCUGAUACUGUGAUUCUCUUUACCAAGCCUGUUGGUGCUGGCACUGAACUGCCUGCUGGAAAACUUGUAGAGUUCCUUGUGGGAUUCACCAACAAUGGAGACAAAGACUUCAUAUUGGAUGCUAUUGAUGCUUCUUUCCGCUACCCAAUGGAUUUCAAUUUCUACAUUCAGAACUUCACUGCCAUUCCCUACAACCGAGCUGUCAAGCCUCGCCAGGAGGCCACAGUAAUGUAUUCCUUCUACCCAGCAGAAGCUUUUGCUGCAAGACCCCUUGGACUCACUGUCAACCUUGCCUACCAUGAUGCUGAUGGCAACUCCUUUUUGGAAGCUGUUUUCAAUCAGACUGUAAGCAUUGUUGAGCUGGAUGAGGGUAUGGAUGGAGAGACAUUCUUCUUGUAUGUGUUCCUGCUGGCAUUCAGUGUGCUGCUGUUGGUGGCUGGCCAUCACUUUCUCUCCUCAUUCGGCCGCAAGAAGGGAAGCAAAAAGGCUGUCGUGGAAGUUGGUACCAGCAAACGUGACGAUGUGGACUAUGACUGGCUUCCCAAGGAAGUCCUCAAUGAAAUCAAAAAGACUCCCCGCCAGUCACCAAGGACAAGGAAGGCCAAGCGUGUCGCUAGUUCUAAGUAAGGCUUCAGAGACAUUUAAAGAUGAAGUACAGCUCCAAAUGGCUGCUUUAAAUAACCAUCAACUUGAGAAGGUGGAUUGCGUUGGGGACAAUAAGCAGUUUAUGGAGAAUUCAGAAUGUAAGAAUUUUGAUAACAUCAAGCGUGUUUUUGUACUGUUGAUUACUUGGGAUGUGGUGUUACUGGUGGUGGUAGUAUCCCACAUAGAUUUCAUAAUAUCUUCUUGUUGCCAUAGAUUCUCAGUAUUGUGGUCUUCAUUGUUGCUUCGUCCCUGGUCUCAAACUACUAUACUGAAGUGCCCCCAGGGUGAUCUUCAGAUGUGGUGACUAUUUGUCAUUUACUCACAACAUUCAUUUACAUUCAUUUUUGUUUUUUCGUAACUAGUCAUCACCUCUGAAGAUUGCCUUGGGGGCAUUGGUGUGUAGAGUGGAUGUGGAAAAGUUUACCACUAAGAAGGGCUUCUGUUUGCUAUUAUAAUCACAAGUUUGUAAAAAAAAAAAUUAAAUAUGUCUACAAGGACCAAUAAAACUUUUCCAUAUA